Molecule: messenger RNA, 1565 nt
Organism: Onthophagus taurus
Lineage: Eukaryota; Metazoa; Arthropoda; Insecta; Coleoptera; Scarabaeidae
Product: protein Scribble homolog let-413
Cellular component (GO): cytoplasm
Molecular function (GO): protein binding
Source: RefSeq, a predicted model, not a curated record
AUGUUGGAAAUUAAUGAAAAUUACAACUUAGAAGCAUUUUCUUUUGAUAUUGUGUGCAUUAAUAACAAUUUUCACAUAAAACUAAAAAAUACAAAAGAAAAAUUUCCAUUAUACAAAGGUCCAAGCAACUUAAACAUCAAGAACAUUAUCAAGUUGGAUUUAUCUCAUUGCAAAUUGUUCGAAUUAGAUAAUAAUUUAGGAUCAUUGCCGUUAAAAAACCUGAAUAUUUCUCACAAUCAAUUUGCGGAAGUUCCUAAUUGUAUAAUAAAAGGAUUACCUCAACUUGAAGAUCUCAAUAUGUCUAAUAACGGAAUAUUAAAAUUUGAUAAUGAACCUGCAUGUUGUUGUAAGUUAAAAGUAUUAAAUUUGAGUUAUAAUAAAUGUAUAACUUUACCCCUGUGGAUUCAAACUGUUAACACAAUGAAUUUGAAAGAAUUUUAUUACUCUUGUAAUAUUAUUGGAAAUACGAGUAAAUCAGAAUACAAGAAAGUAGCAUCUUAUCGAUUAGAAAAGGCUGUGUUUUGUUCUGCGAAAAUUGAUAGGGUUAAUAUUGAUUUUAUUAAGUCAAUUAGAACAUUAAAAUAUUUAGAUUUGUCUAACGAAGGUUUUUAUUUAAACUCGUUUUCACUCGAAUGUUUAUUUGAGAAAAAUGAUUGGAUUAACACAUUGAGAGUUUUAAUUUUGAAUAAUCUUGAUAUAUCUUUUCUACCAGACGCAAUUUCGAAACUCACCAGUGUAACUGAACUUAGCUUGAGUAAAAAUAAUCUUUAUUAUUUACCAGACAAUAUUGGUGAUUUAAAUCAUUUAGAAUCACUUGAUAUUUCAUUUAAUCAUAUUUGGUGUCUUCCAUCAACAUUCAAAAAUUUAACCAACCUAAAAAAAUUAAAAUGUGAUAAUAACUCUUUAUGUAGAAUUGAAGAAAUCUACAACUUACCAAAAUUGGUUAUAUUGGAUUUAUAUCAAAAUGAAUUAAAUAAUUUUGUUAACACCCCCAAUAUUGAUUUCAUUGAUUUAGAACAAAACGUAUUUGAUACAAAGGAUUUUAGUGGUUAUAUAGCUAAAAAAGAUUCGUACAGAAACAAAAACGGUUUAUUAAACAGAUUAGAUGGGCCUCUUGAAGAAAGUUUUAUACAAGAAGAGAGCUGUUCUGAUAAAUUUUCCUACGACAGUGAUAACGAAUAUCAACAUCGCGAAGUUGAGACGGAUACAUCAGAAUCUUGGGAUGAAGUUAAAAUCAAAACAAAUCCUGAUAUCACCUCUUCUGAUGAAGAAUGGGAUGGAUACUUUCAAUAUCCCGCAUAUAAGAAUGAAUCAACCUCAAAAUUUGAUCCUGAUUGUUAUGAAUUAUAUAAAGAUUAUCCUGAGGCUUAAGAUAAUAUAUCUUUAAGAAUGUACAAUCAAAACAUCCAUGUGAUAUUAAAAUUAAUAUUUUUAAUUCGUUUUUGUUAAUAGCAAUGUUUAUGGUUUUUUAUGUUCAAAAUUAGAAUUUAGGCUUAGAAGUAUGUUCGUAUUUGUUUGAAUUGUAAUGUGUUAUUUUUAAAAAAUAUAUUUCUAAGCGUUUUUGA